Messenger RNA from Raphanus sativus (radish), 578 nucleotides. RefSeq names its product probable galacturonosyltransferase 7. Gene Ontology annotation, molecular function: polygalacturonate 4-alpha-galacturonosyltransferase activity. The coding region runs from base 3 to 464 and encodes 153 amino acids. Lineage: Eukaryota; Viridiplantae; Streptophyta; Magnoliopsida; Brassicales; Brassicaceae. The transcript is spliced from 2 exons. The record is from RefSeq and is a predicted model, not a curated record.
AUAUGGAAGGAAAAGUGAAUGGCGCAGUGAAGUCGUGCUCUGUGAGAUUGGGCCAGCUAAAGAGUCUCAAGAGAGGGAGUUUCGAUGCUAAUGCUUGUCUCUGGAUGUCUGGGUUGAAUGUUAUUGAUCUUGCUAGAUGGAGGGAACUUGGAGUUUCAGAAACAUACCAUAAAUUUUACAAACAGAUGAGUGGUGGAGGUGAAUCGAGAGAAGCAAUUGCAUUGAAAGCAAGCUUGCUUACGUUUCAAGACAAAGUUUAUGCUCUUGACGACAAAUGGGCCCUAUCAGGGCUUGGUCAUGACUACUACAUCAAACCCCAAAGUAUAAAAAACGCAGCGACCUUGCACUACAAUGGGAACAUGAAGCCGUGGCUAGAGAUGGGAAUCCCACAGUACAAAAGCUAUUGGAGAAAGCAUCUGAAUAGGGAAGAUGGAUUCUUGACUGACUGUAACGUGAAUCCUUGAUGGAGAGAGAGCAAGUAGAAGAAACUAACUCGGGACAAUGCUGUAGAAGCAGGUUGGUUGGUCACACACGCAAAGAAAAAGAUUUAGAGAGGCAUCUCAUUUUUUUGUUGAGGA